CUCAUCAGUCACGUGCUUCUCGUCUCCGGUCUCCGCCAAGGCCGAACGCCACCGCGGCCCAUGUCGAACGCCGCCGUGAGCCUGCAAAGUAGCUGCUUUACCAAGAAAUAGGAUUGGUGGAAAUAGACCAAAUAGUUGGCUCGUGUUCUAUUUAGUGGGUACCAAAAGCAAUGGCGUGUUUGUUUCCUCCGAGAUUUUCUGUCCGGAUGUCCAAGCCGGAACUGGUGACACCCAAAACGGAGACCCCACGGGAGAAGAAGCCACUCUCGGACAUCGACGACCAGGCCAGCCUCCGGUACCAAUUGCCGGUGCUCUGGUUUUACGAGGCCAAGCCGUCCAUGCGGGGCAUGGACCCAGCCACCCUCGUGAAGGAUGGCCUGUCCAAGGCGCUAGUGUUCUACUACCCCUUGGCCGGCCGCCUCUACGAGGGGCCCAACAAGAAGUUGAUUGUAGAUUGCAAUGGGGAAGGCGUGCUUUUCGUGCGAGCAGAGGCUGACGUCGCCCUGGUUAAGCUCGGCCGAUUCGUCCAGGCGCCGUGCCCGUAUCUUAAGAAGCUUCUGUAUCAUGUGCUGGGCUCUGGCGGAAUCACCGGGACCCCUCUUCUGCUCAUUCAGGUGACUCGGUUCACUUGCGGUGGCUUUGCACUCGGUGUCCGGUUGAACCACACCAUGGUCGACGCCUACGGGAUCCUCCUCUUCUUGAAGGCGGUCAGCGAAUUGGCAAGAGGUAGCACGUCGGCCCCCUCGGUUGCCCCAGUUUGGGAUAGAGAACUCCUGACUGCCCACGGCUCACAUGAGACGUCGUCUGUGAGGAGUAACAGCAACACAGAGCGUGAGCUCCAAGGCCUGUACGGUCGGCCCACACAUCGCAAACACAUUUUCAAGCCACUCGACAUCGAGCGGUUGGGGGCCUUGAUUUAUGACUUGGAAACACAUGCUGCCAUGCCACGUUUCUUCUUCUUCCCAACAGGAAUACCCAUCUUACUCCAACGCUCUUUCGUCUUUGGCCCAAGGGAAAUCCAGGCUCUCAAAGUUCAGGCCGUGGCGCAAGGCUACGGCCAGUGCACCACAUUUGAGGUUGUCGUCGCGUGUUUGUGGAAAUGUCGUACCAUCGCGCUGCAGCUCGAACCUUCUUUGACAGUUCGGGUCACGUUCCCAACGGACAUUCGUGGAAUGUCCUCCGUGACUGGACUGUCGUUCCCCCGAGGGUACUAUGGGAAUGCCAUCGUGAUGCUCUCUGCCUCUACCACCGCGAAGCUAUUGUGUGAGGGCCCCAUUAGUUACGCCAUUAAGCUGAUCAGAGAGGCGAAGGGAAAACCUGACUUUGAUUACGUGGGUUCGGUGUUAGAUUUUAUGGUGUGUAAUGGGCGACCACGAAUGAUUGUGAGGGGGAACCUAAUGAUUUCGGACACAACGAGAAUAGGUUUUGAAAAGCUCGACUUUGGAUGGGGGGAUGCAAUAUAUACCGGCACCUCCACCGCAGUCUACGGUGCCACGUUCUUACAAAAUCCUAAGAGCGUGGCUGCCGGCUGCUGCGGUGCAGAGAGGAGCAUUUUGGUGCCCCUUGCUUUGCCUCACAUUUCUAUGCUCAUCUUCAAACGUGAGCUGAAGAAGAUGACUACGAGAGCUUUUUCUAAAAUUUGAGUUUCUGUUUAUGGUUUCUUUAAGCAUUUUUUGUGCGUGUUUGGUGAAGUGCAUAAAGGCACAAACUACAAAACCGAUUGAUCAAUGCUUAAAUGUGUGUGUGCCUUUUACUUGUUCUAAACAAGUUUAUAAAUUUUGCCGGCUAAUAUUAUUCUCAUCUACUAUUUAAUGCCAACUAGUAUCACACCCGCGCGUUGCACGGGUCAUAUUUACGUUACAAAAUUAAAAUUAUUUUUCAACAACACGGAUUUAAAAGUGCACUUGAAAGAAACUAAUUACGAAAAU
Molecule: messenger RNA, 1928 nt
Organism: Cuscuta campestris
Lineage: Eukaryota; Viridiplantae; Streptophyta; Magnoliopsida; Solanales; Convolvulaceae
Source: the annotation of a GenBank genome assembly